Molecule: messenger RNA, 1134 nt
Organism: Tigriopus californicus
Lineage: Eukaryota; Metazoa; Arthropoda; Copepoda; Harpacticoida; Harpacticidae
Product: phenazine biosynthesis-like domain-containing protein
Biological process (GO): biosynthetic process
Cellular component (GO): cytoplasm
Molecular function (GO): isomerase activity
Source: RefSeq, a predicted model, not a curated record
GUGCGAGUACUAUUCCCUAUUCUGUGGCCAAGAGUGUCCAUGACAAGAUGUGUGCGCUCCCAAUGAAAAACUGAGCGGUACCCAAAACGGGUUUUUACAGAGAAAUAUUACUCCAAGACAUUAGUUGGACGAUUUCGGGACUAGCUUGUGCCAGCCACAAGAAUGGCGUCAAUCAAGACAUUUCCUAUUUUCAUUGUGGACGCAUUUUCAACCCAAGCAUUUGCCGGAAAUCCGGCAGCCGUAUGUCUACUUGAGGGCCCCAUUACGGAUGAGGUGAAGCAGAAGAUUGCAGCCGAAAUGAAUCUUUCGGAGACGGCGUUCGUUUGGCCUUUGGAUGAAUCCCCGAAAACCUUUGCAGGUUCAAAGAGAUUUUCACUUCAGUGGUUCACACCAACAACGGAAGUGCCUCUUUGUGGACACGCAACCUUGGCAACCUCUGCGGUCUUAUUUUUUGUCCAAGGAAACAAUAACCAGACAUUGGAGUUCGAGACCAAGUUCAGUGGCCUCUUGAAAGCCACAAGGAGUUUUAAAACUGAGUCGAUUGAGAUGCAGUUGCCACUCAAUCCUCCCAAUCGGUCAGUGUCUAAGAAUGAUGAGAAGGCUGUUUGGCAAGUGGUCCAAGAAGUCCUCAAAGGACAAUCCAAGUGGACUCAGGAAGAUGUAAAGGAGGUCAAAUUGUCACCUGUCACCAAGAAGCUACUUAUCCGCUUGUCCGACCGCAUUUGUCAAACGGAUCUCGAGGCCCUGGAAAGGCCCGAUGGCAUUACCAGCAUCGACACAGGAGACCGGGUGCGAGGUGUGAUUGUGACCGUUAAAAGCCCCGAGAAAUAUGACUUCUUGUCAAGGUACUUUGCCCCCUGGGUGGGGAUUCCAGAGGAUCCUGUCACAGGAUCGGCUCACACGGUCUUGGCCCCCUAUUGGGCAGGAGAGUUGGGGAAAAAAGAUUUCUUCGCCCGUCAGUGUUCCAAACGUGGAGGGGAAGUCACUUUGCGCGUGGAGGAUGACUUCCUGCGAAUAAGUGGCAACGCUACCAUUGUCUUGAAGGGAGCCAUUACCUUUUGACCAUGUGCAACAAUUUCGAUCCCGGGGACGAAACUCAAUAAAGAAGGCUUUUAGAUGCAAGAGUACCAGCCA